CGCUCUCUCCGCGACAGUCGUGUACUACCAACGUUCGGCUGAGGAAGUGGGUGCUGCGGGAGAGCUGAAACUCAGUGACAAAAAGCGGAGAGAGAGAAAGAGAGAGAACUCGUGGCGGGAUUUUAAUUUGAUUCGAAGGAUAAGUUCGAAUUGUGGUUAACGAGAGAUUGGAAAGGAUUUGUCAAACUUGGAGAGAGUGAGAGAGAGAGAAAGAAAAAAAGGUGUUACUGAAGAAACACUUUGUGAUAAGUUUUCAUUUUUUUUUUCUUCGUCUGGGAUUUUUAUUCGCUGCUAUCGAAGCUAAUUCAGAAUGGGCGAGCAGAGUGGAAGUCGUAUAGCCCUCGUACUGGUCAACUUCCUGGUAUUUGCCGGGACUGUCGCCAUCAACCAGCUCUCGGCCUUUCCCCAGUUCGCAGGAGGUCUCUUUGUUAAACUGAGGAACUUUGCCACCACCUAUGGUCUGGGUGUCCCUCCGCAAGGCAUCUUCAACUCGACCGUCGGGAACCUAUCGGCCCUCUACGAGAUCGACGUCACGCCCGCCGGCUUCACCUUUCUCAUAUGGACGGUCAUCUACAUUUGGCUCCUGCUGGCUCAUCUCUACGCUCUGAUCUUGCUGUGUCGCCGUAAUGCUGUGGGACCCGUUUACCUGAGCCCCGCCGUCCUCACGCCAGCCUUCCUCGUCACCUACACGAUCAACCUCCUGGCCAACGUCACCUGGCUUUUCCUGUGGGAUCGCCAGUACAUCAUCUACUCCUCGGCCAUUCUGUGGGUUGUUUGCCUCACCAACUGGAUUGCCUUCGGUUUCAUCCACGGAAGCCUCCACCGCCACGGACCCUGGAUGAGCAGCCACGCCAAGGUCGACCUGUGGAUGUUCAGAAUCCUGUGGCACAACGGCAUCGCCCUCUACACCACCUGGACUACCAUCGCUGCUCUUCUUAACCUUGGCAUUGCUCUCAGGUAUGAGGCCAAUCUCGACAUGCAGCUCGUGGUGUACGUGGUGCUUGGUUCCCUCUCCGGCAUCAUGCUUCUGUGGUUCAUCCUGGAGAACACUGCCCUCGACCGCUUCGUCCGGUAUACCAUCACCCAGUAUGCCGUGGUGGUGCUGGCCAUGGUCGGCAUCUACAUCAAGCAGUACAACAGCGCCACCUUGGAGACCGGCUGGUUCAUCGUGGUCCUCUUGGGCGUCGCCGUCUUCUGCCUGGUGGCCCGCCUCGGCCUCGUCAUCGUCAGGGCCUGCAAGAGUCCUCUCUACGCCAACAACAAGGUCGGCGAUGACCCCGUGCUGAGCUACGCCGCAUGAUACUGGGGCUACGUCGACACCUCGGCCACGCGGCUCAUCGCCAUGUACUCUAGCCUCUGAGGUCGCCCGGGCUCGCUGGACCCACGCGCUGAGCAGGAGAAGUACCGCCGGAUGUGACGCCGAGAUCAGGGGCAGUGGGGGUCCUAACUAACUAAUUAUAUAUAUAUAUA
Molecule: messenger RNA, 1470 nt
Organism: Penaeus indicus
Lineage: Eukaryota; Metazoa; Arthropoda; Malacostraca; Decapoda; Penaeidae
Exons: 8
Coding region: 311-1300 (329 amino acids)
Source: RefSeq, a predicted model, not a curated record